Strongylocentrotus purpuratus (purple sea urchin) is the source of this 2209-nucleotide messenger RNA. Its product is annotated as leucine-rich repeat protein SHOC-2-like. The transcript has 8 exons. Gene Ontology annotation, molecular function: protein binding. Bases 180 to 2111 code for a protein of 643 amino acids. NCBI's taxonomy places the organism in Eukaryota, Metazoa, Echinodermata, Echinoidea, Camarodonta, Strongylocentrotidae. The record is from RefSeq and is a predicted model, not a curated record.
CAGUUGCGCCUUUUGCCAUCAUGCGAUUGCGUGAUGAUCGGUCACAUUGUAGCUUCUGCUGAAUGAGGUUCUUCGUUCUUUUGGAAGCAUACAAACUGUGAAUUCUGCUCUUCUAACAUCCACAUCACCAGCGCUGCUACAAUUGUAGCUGAGGAAAUAUUCUUUCAUAUUCUGGAGGCAUGCCUGGUGUUAUUGGCACAAUGUACAGGACUGGGCAGAGCAAGGGAAAAAAGGAGAUUGGUGAAGCAGUUGACCUUGAAUCACAGGGAUUGUCACAUUUUGACAUUGGUGCUCUCAGGGUCGCUGGAACUUGCAUCAGAAACAUCACAGAACUCAAUUUGAACUACAACAGCCUGUCCACUCUGCCCAAUGAUAUUGCCAGUGCUCUUCCAAGAAUACAAAUUCUGUGUUUGAGUGGAAAUGAUUUGAAGGAAUUGCCUGCUGUGUUAGGGAGCCUUGAAGAACUCAGAAGUCUGUCCGCCAAUGAAAAUGAGAUUUCAGUGCUUCCCGCGUCACUCUUUCACCUACCCAAGUUGGAGGACCUUCACCUGCUUGGGAACCGAUUAAAACAGUUGUCCCUGGAUAUCUGCCACCUUAAAACUCUCAGGAACCUGACCUUGGAAGACAACCAGCUAUGUAACUUUCCUAGCACGUUUGGUGAUCUGGAGAGCUUACACACCCUUGAGGCAAGCGAAAACAACCUCGAAGCCUUGCCCAAGAACUUUGGCAACCUCAGGAAUCUAGCAGUGCUGAAUGUUAGCCGGAACAAGCUUCUGGAAUUACCUGACAGCUUUGGAGAUUUGCCCUCCUUACAGUACGUAGACCUAUCCAACAACUACCUCCCGGAACUUACACCAAGGCUGGCAUCAGCGUCCAGGUGCCUGGUGAAGUUUUCCGCUGCUGAUAACCUCCUCAAGAGAUUUCCUCCCUGGAUCGGAGAACUCACCUACAUUCAGGAAAUCUACCUGGGAAACAAUUACAUAGAACAUGAGCUUCCAGAUCACUUUGGCACCAUAAGUGGGAACACUUUAAGACACAUGGAUGUCGGUGCAAACUUCCUUGAUCACCUUCCCUCAAGUUUUGGGCUGCUCAGAAAUGUUGAGACACUGCAUUUUGGGAGCCACAUUAUGGAAAUCGAGAGGAGGGCUUUCCAGAAUGGAAAUCGCAUCACACAUCUGCCAGAAUCUUUUGGACUAAUGUUGAACCUUAGACACUUGAGGCUUGAUGAGAAUUCCUUGAAUUGUCUACCGGAGAGCUUUGGUGAUCUGUAUGCAUUGGAGUAUUUUGAUGUCGGGCAGAACGUCCUCAGGAAGCUACCCGCAUCUUUCAGCCGCCUGGGUUCACUGAAGACGUGUCUCCUGUCCAAGAACAACAUAGAGCGUCUGCCGGAGGACUUUGGGAAUCUGAGGUCUCUAGAGAGACUGAGAAUCAACAGAAACCAGUUGAGAGAGCUUCCAGCAUCCUUCAACCAGUUGGUGAAUCUACAGACCCUUGAUCUGGUUGAGAAUCGUCUCCGGGAGUUCCCAGCAUGCCUCAACCAGCUCACCAAUCUCGUCAGGGUUGCUCUAGAUGAUAAUGACUUUGAGCUUGAUAUUCCUGAAGUGAACAACCUGGACGCCAGGGCCAAGUAUCCUUCAGAUGGUAUCCACAAGUUUGUCAAGACGACUGAACCUCAUCCAGAAACCAAGUCAGACAAGAUGACAAGUGCACUGGCCAAUGCUGUCAAGAAAGGAGACUCUAUUUGGAAGCCACAUCUCUCAAAUGAUCAAGAUAUGGUUACUGCCACUAACUUGGAAGAUGAAGAAAGUGACCGAGGGACGAGUGAAAGCUGCAGUGACCUUGACCUUUGUCACACCACCGACGGAGAGUCGACCCACGGUCUAGAGGACAUCGUCGACGAAGCCGAAGAUUGGGACAUGGAGGUGGAAGACAACAAUCCUUUCAGUUGUGAUGACGUACACACAUACCGACACAACACAUCAAUGAGAAGUCCGAUCGGAACCGACGUCCUCAAAUUCUCUUUUGUACCUUCCGAUGGGCACCCUCCGUGCCUUCCCGUCCCCGACCUUGACUUUCACUUUGAGGAUGGCCAAUUUGAAGAUGCCGAUUGAUGACAAUAUUGUAUUGAACUGCCCAAAGAUAAAUGUAAUUCGUGUUGUGCAUUAUGUAAAUGAUUAAAGGGAUAGUUGAGUUCUGUUGCAGAGGCCGC